Messenger RNA from Meloidogyne enterolobii, 1704 nucleotides. Lineage: Eukaryota; Metazoa; Nematoda; Chromadorea; Rhabditida; Meloidogynidae. The record is from the annotation of a GenBank genome assembly.
AUGAUGGAACGUUUUAAUACUGAUAGUUCUAUAUUUUGUUUCAUUCUUUCUACAAGAGCUGGGGGUAUUGGUGUUAAUUUAACUGGGGCCGAUACUGUUAUAUUUUAUGAUUCUGAUUGGAAUCCGACAAUGGAUGCUCAAGCACAGGAUCGUUGUCACAGAAUUGGACAAACAAGAAAUGUAACAAUUUAUCGUUUAAUUAGUGAAAGAACAAUUGAAGAAAAUAUUUUAACAAAAUCAACACAAAAAAGGCGUUUAGGGGAAAUGACAAUAGAUGAAGGGGAAUUUACUCCAGAUUUUUUUAAAUCAGCAAAUAAUUUGAGAGAAUUAUUUAAUAAUGAAGAAACUGUUGCAAAUAUAUUAAAAGAAAAUGAAGAAUUAAUUAAAAAUAAUAAAACUUCAACAAAAGAAUUAGAAAUGGCUAUGUUAAGUGUUGAAGAUACACAAGAUGUUUUGGCAGCACAAAAAGCUAAAGAAGAAAAUAAUGUUGAUUUAAUUGAAUUUGAUGAAAAUACUCUAAAUAAUGGAAGGGGAGGAGGAGGUGGAGAAGAACGUGGAAAUAGUUAUAUUGAAAGUCCUUCAGAACAAUAUUUGGAAUUAAUUAAUGAGUUAAAACCAAUUGAACGAUAUGCCGUCAAUUUUCUUACAAAUGAGUACAGGCCUGCUUUAGAUAAAGAAUUUGAAGAAACUGAGGCAUUAAUUCGAGCAAAACAAAAAGAAUUUUUGCAAGACAGUAGUGAGGAUGAUGUUUCUGAUAAAGGAAGUAUUAUUAGCAAAAAAUCAUCAAAAAAUGGGAAACAAAAUAAACAGCAAAAUAAACAUAACAACAACAACAACAAAGCAACAAUUGAACAAAAUAUUACUUUUGAUGCAAAUUUAAAUGAGGUAUUGAAAAAAGAGGAGAGGGUUAGUAGAAAGAAUAGUAGUAAUUCUCUUAAAAAUAAAAAGGGUUCUAGUAGUAAUAUAAUUGUAAAAAAGCGUUACAAUACAAGAAAUUCAUCUUUAAAUAUACCACCAACAACAACAAGUCAACAAUCAUUAAAUAAUAAUUUUGCUAUCCCUCAAUUACCUCAAACAAGCAGUAAUGGAUUUGGUAGUAGUAAUAAUAAGAGCAGGAAAAAAGGCUCUUAAAACUAUUUUUUUAAUAAUUUAUAGGGCGUUUUAAAAUUUAUUUUAGAAAAAAAAAGAUUUUAUACGAGUAUUUUUUUGUUUAGUUUUUUUGUCUAUUUUUUGUAGCGUUUAUUAGAUUUGCCUUUUUUUUGGUUGGUAGUUUAUAAUUUGAGAAUUAAAUGGGAGGAAACGACUACUAGUCCUUCAAAAUAUUUUUAGAUACCUCAGUAUUAGUGUUUCGCCGGAACCGCAAAUUUGGCAAAUUUGUAACUUCUGGCGAAACACUACCCAGUAUCUCACACUACCAAAUAAUCUCUGUUGAUAAUACAAUUUUUGAAAUUUAUUUAGUCAUUAGGUGUGGAGGGGACGUGUUUUAGUUGUCCCUUAGACUACAAAUUUUAAUUUUUUUUCAAAAAGGCAAAUCUACUUUUAAAACUCUUUUUGUUCAAUUGUUUUAUUAUUUACCUGCCAAUAUUCUCCUCUCUCUCUUUAUUUUUAUCAUUAUUAUUACACCUCUUCUAUAUAUCCAAAUCUUAAAUAUUUUAUGCGUUUAUUCUCAAUCACAUCAACUGCAAGACUUUGCUCUUUUGUAUA